Molecule: messenger RNA, 3262 nt
Organism: Dothidotthia symphoricarpi CBS 119687
Lineage: Eukaryota; Fungi; Ascomycota; Dothideomycetes; Pleosporales; Dothidotthiaceae
Product: acetyl-CoA synthetase-like protein
Exons: 4
Coding region: 1-3108 (1035 amino acids)
Source: RefSeq, a predicted model, not a curated record
AUGUCUUCCACAACCACGAUGACAGAAGAAGCGCCUGCCGAGGUAUCUAUUAUCGCCGAGAACAGCGCCGAAAUCCUCACUCUGGACGAAUUGAUCAGGCGACGCGCAUCUGAGCUGCGAGGUUCAACAAUCUUUGGGUAUCCAAAAGAAGGUCUAUUAGAUUACGAAGAGCACUCGGCCCAAGCUGUGGACAGAUACGUGGAUGCCGCAGCAGCCGUCCUGCAGAAAAGAGGACUCAAACCAGUCGAUUCAACCCUUGAGAAAGCUCCUGUCGUCGGCAUCCUCGCGCAUUCGAGUCUGCAUUUCAUCAUCACACUCCUGGGUCUAAGUAGACUGGGUUAUGCCAGCCUCUUACUCUCGACUCGACUUGCAAGCCCGGCGAUACUCCGCUUGUUGGAGCUAGCAGAAUGCGAUACCAUCUUGACCACAUCAACCUUCCACCCGGUGUUGGCAGAGGUACAGGCUGAACGCAAAGUAACUCUGUUGGAAUCUUUGGGACGAGAAGACUACUAUGGAGUGGACGCACCCGUAUUCUCCCGGGCUUACGAUCCGGAAACAGAGAACCCCAAGGUUGCUGUGAUUAUUCAUUCCUCAGGAUCCACCGGCCUACCAAAGCCGAUCUAUCUCACAAAUCGCAGCUGCAUCGCCGCUUUCUCGGCAAACUUGGACAGAAGAGCGUUGAUGACACAGCCUCUCUUCCACAGUUUUGGCUUCUACGAGACAUUCAGGUCGAUGUACUCUGGAAAGCCUAUGUAUUACGUGAAUUAUUCGUUGCCCAUCACCAAGCAAAACUUGACCGCAAUCAUCGGCCAUGUCAAGCCGGACCUGUUCUUCGCCGUCCCAUAUGUUCUGAAACUGUUGGGGGAGUCGGAAGAGGGCAUUCGGGCUCUCGCUAAUAUUGAUAUCGUCAUGUAUGGUGGCAGUGCCUGUCCAGACGACCUUGGUGACAUGCUCGUCAAGAACGGGGUAAACCUGGUGGCAAACUAUGGCGCAACGGAGACCAGCAGGCUGAUGACAUCUGUCCGGCCAGCAGGGGACCUAGCAUGGAACUACCUUCGCAUUCUACCGAAAGUGAAGCAGUAUGUAUUGAUGGACGAGCUCGCACCAGGAAUCCACGAGUGUGUCGCACUCGAUGGGUUGAAGUCGAAGAGCACCAUCAACUCAGAUGACCCCCCAAGAUCAUUCCGCACAAAGGACCUGUUCAUGCGCCAUCCAGACAACCCAGACUUCUGGAAGUUUGUCUCAAGACUGGACGACAGACUGACACUGGUGAACGGCGAAAAGGUCCUUCCCAUACCCAUCGAAGGCCGUAUACGCCAAGAAGGCCUCGUCAAGGAAGCAGUUGUUUUUGGCGAUGCAAAGACUGUUCCUGGCCUUCUGAUAGUCAAGGCCGACAACGCAGCAGACAUGUCUGACGAAGAAUUCUUGCAAGCAAUCUGGCCAGCUGUCGAGGACGCUAAUGCUCGCGCUGAGAGCUUCUCCCGCGUCCCACAAGAGCUGGUUGUUGUGCUUCCCGCCGCAACUAUCUACGCUUGCACAGACAAGGGUACUUUCAUUCGUGCCCAAGUGUACGAGCAGUUCAAAGAACAGAUCAACACCGCAUACACAAAUUUCGAAAGCGAUGCUGAUGAAGGUGGCACAAUAGCUCUGCCACUGCCUGAGCUCGAACAGCAUCUACUUCAGAGAUUCCGCGAACAUCUUGGUGUUGAGCUGCCGUCGACAGAGACUGACUUCUUCGCUUACGGCGUCGACAGCUUACAGGGCAUGAAGAUGUGGAGCUUGAUGAAGAAGGAGCUUGAUCUCGGUGGCAGGCAAUCCCAAGUAGGGCAGAAUGUUCUCUACGAAACAGGGAAUAUCGCAGCGCUCGCCCGCUUCUUGGACGGACUGCGCACUGGAAACGAAGAGGCGGCGCAAGAUCAGCAACAAGUGAUGCGUGAUCUGAUCGCCAAGCACUCUUCUUUCAAGAAGUUUGAGAGGGAGAAGUCGAAGGAGGUAGUGGUCUUGACCGGUGCUACUGGAGGACUGGGUGCACACCUUCUCGCACAACUAGUACGAGAUCCCAACGUGUCAACAGUAUGGGCAUUAGUCCGCGCAUCAUCCGACCACGCCGCGCUGGAAAGAACGCUGAAAAGCCUCUCAUCCCGCGAUCUCUACCUCACCGCCGAAGAGUCCCGCAAAGUCAUCGCCGUGCCCUCUGAUCUCAGCAAGCCGGACUUUGGCCUCGGGCCCUCGCGCCUCGAGGACCUGCGAUCGAGUCUCACCCUAGUCAUCCACAGUGCCUGGGCCGUCAACUUCAACAUCUCAGUCUCGAGCUUCGAAGACCAACACAUCAAAGCCAUUCCCAACUUCAUCAACCUCUGCCAGUCCACCACCCACGGCUCGCCCGCCCGCUUCUUCUUCUGCUCCUCCGUCUCCUCUGCCGCCGCCACACCGCGCCCGGGCUCCGUCCCCGAAACCCCCGUCAAGGACAUCGCACACGUCCAGGGAACAGGGUACGCGCGCUCCAAGUUCGUCGCCGAGCACAUCGUGCGCAACGCAGCCCACGACGCGGGCGCCAGCGCACGCGUCCUGCGCAUCGGCCAGCUCAUCGGCGACAGCAAAGCCGGCGAGUGGAACACCACCGAGGGCAUCCCGCUGAUGAUUCAAACGGCCGAGACGCUCGGCGCGCUGCCCGCCCUCGACGAGGAAAUGUCCUGGCUGCCCGUCGACUACGCCGCCUCUAUCAUCCGCGAUGUGUGCGCUGCCGGCAAUGCAAACCCAGAUCUCGUCUACCACGUCCUGAACCCCACGCGCUUCCACUGGACGCGCGAUAUGCUGCCUGCGCUUGCCGCGGCGGGCUUGCAGUUCAAGACGCUGCCGACGGAUCAGUGGAUGGAUCGGCUGCGCAAUUCGGAUAGAGACCCCAAGACGAAUCCGCCGAUUAAGCUGCUCGAUUGGUUUGAGAGUAAGUAUGGGCCCAAGGCGUCGACGGUGAAGAAGGGCGCGUUGGAGUACGAGACGACGGAGACGAGGAAGGAUAGCGAGACGAUAGGGAGCGUACCUGAUGUUACGGAUAAGGCGUAUGUGAAGAUGGUUGUUGAGCGGCUGAGGAGGCAUUGGGAUGCGUGAGCGUUUCUUACAUGUUUACUACCUACUAGGACUUGAGAGUCGCUGAAUAGAGCUGCGCGUAUCGAUAGAUUCACUCGUCACUGUAGAUCGAGUGGAAUGGUAUAGAUGGCAGAUACCAGCAAUGGUACCGUUUCACGAAUAGAUUCUCGUCACG